Eremomyces bilateralis CBS 781.70 is the source of this 1160-nucleotide messenger RNA. RefSeq lists its product as uncharacterized. The record is from RefSeq and is a predicted model, not a curated record. NCBI's taxonomy places the organism in Eukaryota, Fungi, Ascomycota, Dothideomycetes, Eremomycetales, Eremomycetaceae. The transcript has a single exon. The coding region runs from base 437 to 697 and encodes 86 amino acids.
AAGUCAUGGAUCGCGAAAGUAAAUGAACAACACAGGCAAAGGGAGCUGAAUGUGGAACGGCUCAGAGAAGAGGACGCCGACCAGGUCACCAGCUGAUGUCUUCCAUCGGCAUGAAGUCCGGGCUCACCCUAAUCGUCCCUGCUUUCAUCGCAAGCCCAUGAUCCUGUGUCGACGCAUAAAACGCGCAACUGCCGCGAUUCCCAGCUCUUCUCCACGAUCAUAUCAAUCUAUCCUCUCCUGUUAAUGCAACCACAGUCGCGAAACAAUGCUUCUAGGCCUCUUCUUUAACCUCCGAUUGGCCACACCCUAAAUAAACACGAUCUCUGUAUGAGAAGCAGCCACCCCGCCUCCGCCCCCCGAGGAUUGUGAAUACCUGGCUGUCCUGUACCUCUGAUAUAUUAACUGACCCCCCAGAUCAAACAGGGAUCCACCACCCAUGAUGGUCUCGGCUCGCUUCGCUCUGCUUGUGGCACAGGACUCUGAUAGUAUCUCAUGUCGUCCCGUGGGUCCGGAGGCGGACCCUACGAGUCUGGGGAUGACGGCUGGCUGUGAGGGGGCGGGGAAGACUCAGAGCGCAGAGGACACUGGACGAUGUACAGUGACUACGGACGGUGACGACGUCCAUGCCGAUGGCCGAGAUACAUGUGACAAGGAAUGCUGGUUGAAGUAUUGGUACAUCGAAUUGACUUGCAUAUGACAGGGCUUCGGGACAGUAGUGUCCAGACUCACGGUUUCAUGCAGCAAAAGUUCCCCGUGAUGCCGCGAUUUCCGCAGACCGAUGAAUACAUGAACAUGUCUCAUGUAUUCGUAAGGUACCUGUACCCUCUAGUCGCUUUUAGGCGUUCUCCUGCUGCGAUACUGUGAAGCACCAGCAGCAGCAAGUGUAGUACCUGUACAAAGUCUUGGGCUAAGUCAAAGGAGCCGGAAGCAGGGCUCCCCCAACCACCGUAGACGAUGCAAUAUGGAGAGACCCCGCCCCCGCAUACCGCCUGCCAACGGUCAGUACGGCGUCUCCCCGCUGCCCACCAUCAUCAGACCAAGGGUUUGCUUCAAGGAUAUUCCCAUCGACCUGGCGAAGAGCUGGUAUUAGCAUAUGGAUUAUACGGUACCGAAUUUCUUGGUGGUACGGCUGUUGGUACGAGGAGGGAUUGAGGCGAGAG